Esox lucius (northern pike) is the source of this 1606-nucleotide messenger RNA. It is a transcript of the gene tmem220, whose product is annotated as transmembrane protein 220. NCBI's taxonomy places the organism in Eukaryota, Metazoa, Chordata, Actinopteri, Esociformes, Esocidae. The transcript has 6 exons. The record is from RefSeq and is a predicted model, not a curated record. The coding region runs from base 362 to 880 and encodes 172 amino acids.
GUGUGUCUGAAUCGGUCUGAAUGUGUGUGGAUCAGGUUCGAGGAAAUCCGAGAUCAUAUUACAUUAGUCCCAGUAGGGAUAAAGGAAGUAACGAUACAUCUACACUUAGAUUAUAAAUCCAAACAAUUAUUGAUGGCGACAUCCAACGUUUAUGAACGUGUAGUGUUGUAAUCGAAGUCAAAAUAAAGUUACAUAUGGGACAAUUGUUAUACCCAAGAUGCAACAUACGUUGGAAGCAAUGACCAAUGUUGGUUAAUGUCUUGAUAGUAUUCAACUCGAACGUCCCCAUUGUUUAAAGUCCAGAAGAAAGUUUUCGUCGAAUUGCUGAUGAUGCGAAAUUGAAUGUAUAGUGACAGUGACCAUGGGCAAAUUUACUGAAGUUGAGUACACAAAAACGAACUUUUCUCUGAUCAUUUGGAGAAUUUGCAAUGUAUCUAUGUCAUUAUUCUUCGCAUUAGCCAGUUAUGUGCAGAUUAACGAUCCGGAUGCCGGACUAUGGAUGGUUUACUAUGCUAUUCCAGCAUGUUUGUGUGUCUUAAUUGGGAUUAAACCAUAUGUAACCGAAACACUGCUUUGGAGGAGAAUUUCUAAACUACAUAUGCUUACUUCAAUGGCUGUUGUUUCCAUAUUGGGAUGGACUCUGUACAAAGAGCGCAUUACAAAUAUCUUCCAGCAAGAGGAGGGCAGGGAAUUCUCUGGUAUGAUGUUGGCUCUCGUUUGGCUUCUCCUGUGUCACCAGUCUGGACGGGAUUCUAUUGGCGCUCUCAGACUGUUUGCUGCUGUUGCCAUCACAGUCUUCCCCUUUUUGACCUGGCUGUACUUUUACAUUAACAAGGAACUGAGUACCACCUGGCCCACACAUUGUAAAACUGCACUAUAGAUGUCCAUUCAUUAAGAUGGUCCAAGGAUGUAGGAGCUAAAUCUCUGCUAGAGUGAAGAGUCUUUCCACUGUGAAUUUCUGCUGGUGUUUGUUAAGGCCAAGUCUUAAUUUGUAAAUAAAAUUUAAUUUUGUAAAUAAAACUGCCACCUAUCAGUAAAUCAAAUGUCUUUAAAAAAAAAAGUAACAUGUAGGAUUAAGCAACAGUGUAUUUUUGAUACACUAUUUGCCCAAAAGUAUGUUGACAACCGACCAUCACACCUAUAUGAGCUUGUUGGACAUCCCUUUUCAUUCCUCCACCAAACUUUACAGUAGGCACUAUGCAUUCUAGUAAGUGAUGUUCUUCUGUCACAGCCACACCCAGAUUCAGCAAUCAGCAAUUCAUGCCAGAUAGUAAAUCAGGAUUUGUACGUCACUGAACUUUUCAGUACCACCCAUUGUAAUGCCAGUGUUUGUCUAUGGAGAUUUCAUGGCUGUGUGCUGGAGUUUAUGCAUUUGUGAACAGUGGGUGUGGCUGAAACACCUGAACUAAAUAAUUAUUAGGGGUUUCCACAUACUUUUUGCCAUAUAGUGUAUUUCUAACAAUCAUUACUAUUGAAAUGUGAAAUGUGUAAUUGAUAUAUUUUCUUUUUUUACUGGAAUAAUACCUUUAUCUUUCUGAAAAUCUGUUGUACCCAUUGCACUUGUGAAAUCAUAGUAAAUUAAAGCAAUUUAAUAAGAAAUAUUUAA